Messenger RNA from Ziziphus jujuba (common jujube), 3804 nucleotides. RefSeq names its product disease resistance RPP13-like protein 4. The record is from RefSeq and is a predicted model, not a curated record. Gene Ontology annotation, biological process: defense response to other organism. Bases 1273 to 3630 code for a protein of 785 amino acids. Lineage: Eukaryota; Viridiplantae; Streptophyta; Magnoliopsida; Rosales; Rhamnaceae. Gene Ontology annotation, molecular function: protein binding. The transcript has 2 exons.
UUACCAAAAUAAUUUCAACUUAAAAAAAAAAAAAAAAAUCCGUUUCCUUUCCUCAAACAAGAAGUCUACUAAUCUGCAACUUUCUCGACACUUUCUCGGAACUCUCUGUUUUCGUUUAGUUAAGACUUUAAGCUUGAUUCUUACCAUGGCCACCUUCAUUGAAAGUGAUAUGAUCUUUUAGGCUGCUAUUUUAAAUUUGGUCACCCGAAAGACUUUAGACUACUUCAGUCUUCAUCUACGGUGAGUGCAUAAUCUUCUCCAAGUCUUUGAAAUAAGAUUUUCAUCGUUAGUUUUGGACUAUAUUUUUGGUGACUUUUCAACAGAAGGGUGGCCCCAUUUUAUACAAAAUAAGAAGGGGGAGUAUGGCCCAAUACCCCUCUUUUGAAAGCGUUAAUAAAAAUUACCCUUUCCGUUUUGAAUUUUUUUUAUCUACCCAUCUCUUUUUCAUUAUUCCAACUAUACUCUUUUUCUUAUCUUAUUUCUAUCCCACAGUCCACAUUUCAUGCUGAAUGUCCAGCCUCACCCACCUGAUUGAUGUCCUGCUUGUCUUCGUUGACUGGCUCUUCCUCUACUUUUCCCGUGACUACUCUCUCGUUCUGCUCGGUUUCGCCAUCGUCGACUGAUUCAUCGUGGUGGGGACUCGGGGUGGUCACUGUCGUGUCUCUUUUGCUGAUGGGAGUGUGGGUCAUAGAUGAAAAUAAAGCAGGGGUAAGCUAACUUUUGUGCAACUGAUGAAGGCACUUGCAGAAUAUUUCAGCACAUCUUCGUUCAUGAGAGAAAAGCAUGGAAAUGUGACUAAAGAGCAUCCCUUUUCUUCUGACUGGUUUUGGACCGUCGAAAUAAAAAUGGGAUAAGAAUCAUUCAGUUUGUAAUUGAUAGUUAUGUGAUCCAGCUUCUGUGGAACGGAUCUUACAAUUUUUAGGAAAUUGAAGCAGGAGGUGUUUUUUCCAAUGAGCUUAUGGGUUUUUCGGGGAAAGAGGAUCAAAGAGAGCAGAGGUAUGGAAGGUUCUUUAUAAUGGUUGUUAAGGGAAAAAAGCAAAGUAAUUUUUUAUUUUUAUUGGGGGCAAAAUUGAAAUUAAGGGGUAUAUUAAAAAAAUCUGGAAAGGAGAGGAUAGAUUUCAUUACCCACUUAUUUUGAUGGCUAUGGGGCCAAAUUCUCCAGAUAAGAAUGAAUCGAGGUGGUUCAUGGUAAAUUCCUCUUAAGCCCAUUGACUGAGUUAACGAGCCCUGACUUUUCAUCAGAAGGGUGGCCCCAUUUUAUACAACAAAAGAAUGAAUCGAGGUGGUUCAUGGUCAGCUGAGAGAGGUUUGUCGUUCCCAACUCGAACGGAAGAAAAGACAGAGCAAGUUAAAACCAUUGUACUUAAUAUACAGAAUAGAUUUCUAUCUUUUCCUUGCCUUUUUGUAUUUUUUCUUUUGACAUUCCUUAAUUUGCUAUUUGUAAUGUCUACCGCAUCCAAAAGAGGCUGUUCUUCUCCUAGUUCUUCCUUUGAAUCUCCAUAUGUGUCUAUUGAGCUUCUUUCCUACUUGAAACCUGAGCAAAAGACGCCAUUUCAGGUACUCAGAGAAGUUGUCAUGCCAGAAUUUAAGCGGCAUUUAUCAAACGGAAAGCAAUUCCUUCCUCCACCUGAAGAAACCCACAACGGCAAUGGCAACAUCAUCACCGUCUCCGCGGCGGACGAUGCCGGCAGCAGCGUAACCGAGGAGGAUUCCGGGAACUACUCAAAUUUGCAUGCAGUGUUUGAUGAAAUUCAGAGAGAUGUCAACUAUAUCUACAAGGCAUGUGGGAAGCUGGAGCGAUGGGAAGCUCUCGUCAACUCUGAAAUAAAAGGUUUAGUAUUCCAGAGGUUGGACGAUGGUUUUAAAGAGAGAAUGAAUACGUCGUCGUCGUCCUUGGAUAACACUGUCAGAACCAAAUUUGAGGUUCAGCUGGAUAAACUUCUCAAGGUUCACAAAAUCAUAUCGGAUUUGAAGAAUUCGAUAUGUUCACAACCUGAGCUGGCCCCCUCAGCUGAUCUGGAAUCAGAGAGCUUUAAAAGUGCUACCUCGUCCAUGACAAGACAAGGGAUAGUUAAUUUCCCGGUCCAAUUGCCGGUCGUAAACAUCGGGAGAGAAAUCGCGGAGGUAUCAACUUUCGAAGAAAUUCAGGCAAUCUACAAUGGUCUAGAUGUUACAUUGAAGCUCUGUUUGCUGUGCUUCUCUGUUUUCCCUGAAAACGCAAUUAUAAAGAAGAAAGUUUUGGUCCAUUGGUGGGUUGGAGAGGGAUUCAUAGACUUCUCCUCAUCCAUUACGGAUCAAGGAGGCAAAACUGUGGAGCAGAUUGGAUAUGGGUAUUUCAAAGAUCUCAUUGCGAAACGAAUCAUCGAGCCCGUCUACAAGAAGAGGAGGCCAGGAGCUGACAGCUGCAAGAUGAACCCUUUAAUUCGUUAUGCUGUAAUCAAUCUUGCUGAGAGAGCAGGGUUUGUUGACUUUGACAGUGAUAGAAAUCCCACCGCAAAAUUCACUGAUUCGCGGAGGGCAUUUUUAGUAAGAACCAAAGAAAGAUCAUCUAUGGAGGAGCUAACCAAUAAUUUCAAUUUGAAACAGGAAAAUGUUCAGACACUGUUCAAUGUGAGUGAGACCAAUUUUGGUUUCAGGCAAGACUGGUUCUCAAAGAUGAAGUAUGUGAAAGUACUUCAGCUGGGUAGGUGGCAAAGCUCGGUCAAGCAUGUUAUUGAAGCAGAAGACAGUGGGUUCUUGAAGGGCUUGAAGAAAAUGAAACAGCUUAGGUACUUAAGCCUUAGGGGAGUGUCCAGAAUCACAGAGCUUCCUGAUUCAAUUUGCAAGCUUAGGAAUCUGAGGAUUCUGAACCUUAAUGGGUGCAGAGAUUUAGAGAAACUCCCAGAUGGGAUUGGAUCGCUGGAUAAGCUGACGCACUUGGACAUGUAUGAAUGCUUCUUGAUAAGCCGCAUGCCUAGAGGACUUGCUUUGCUUUCAGAACUCCAAGUCCUCAAAGGCUUCGUGGUUGGAAAAAAACCAAGCUCGGGAGAAGACCAGGACCACUGUAAGUUGAAGGAUUUGGCAAAAUUGGAGAAGCUAAAGACGUUGAGAAUCCAUAUGGAUAAAAGCUCUUCUCUGACAGAUCAAGUGCAAGAACUAAGCUGUUUGGAACAGUUCAAAAAGCUGAGGUCGUUGUCAAUAUCUUGGUCAAGGAUUUAUGGCUCGUCUGCUCCCAAAAGGAACAUCCAGAGGAUGAUCACUACUAUUUACUCAAUGCGAUCGGUUCCAAGAACGCUUCCUUCUUUUUCUUCUCCCUCACUUCCUGUUCUAUUAGAGAAGCUGGACCUCCAUUAUUUCCCUGAAUCUACAAUGCCUGAGUGGUUGGUGCCGGAUCGGCUGAAGCAGCUAAAGAAGCUGUAUAUCAGAGGAGGAGUACUCGGGGAUCUGGGGCAGGAGUGUUCCACAUCGCCAUGGAGUAGUGUCAAGGUUUUGCGCUUGAAAUUCUUAAGUAAAUUGCAGAUUGAGUGGCGAGAAGUGCAGGCUUUGUUUCCCAACUUGGUGUACUUAGAGAAAUUCAAAUGUCCUAAACUUAGUUUCUUUCCAUGCGAUCAGAAUGGAGUAUGGGAAAAAGCAGAAGAUCAUACAAAUUAAAGCAUGAAUUGGUUACUAGGAAAUUGGUUAGUGUUAGUAACUAAUUUGAUCUUUUUUCUUUGGAAUGAUCAUAUUCUUAUUCUUUGAUUUCUAUCAAGUUAUAAGUGUAAAUUUUUUAAGUGGGUUGUAAUGCAAAAGUAGUAGUAUUCGAAUCUACAUUUUUAGAAUUUUAAA